AUGGACUCUGAAGUUCUUCAACGGCUUUCGCAAGCCUCUGCUUACAUUCUCCGCACUUCGCAGCUCCAUCUACUUGCAAGAACGCCUAGCAAGCUCCCCCAGAAGAUCAGAGAGAACUCAAACGUCAAAGUCUUCCAAGGAGAUGUCAGCAAUAGCGUGCAAGUCGCCAGUGCUUUCGCUGGGUGCCAAGCAGUGAUCAUCACGGUCGGAACUCUGUCGAACACUCCGACAACACUACACCGCGAUGCCGUCGCAAACGUCCUUCUAGCCGUUAAAGGUUCGCCGACCAAGAAGCCUGUUCACAUUGUGCUUCUCACAGCUUGCGGUUCGAACAAGCUAUACGUUGAUCAGGAGCCAGCUAUUCAGAAGCUCGUGAUGGGUUUCCUAGUUGGUGAGAUUUACAAAGACCACGACCGGGCACAAGAUCUCCUCCUCGAAUGGGAUAAACAGCCCGGCAACAAAGCUCUGGCGACCUGGAGUAUCAUUCAGCCACCUGCGCUCCACGACGCUCCGGCGCACGGCUACACCUAUGCGACAUCCGGAUUGGUAUCUGGCACGAACAAUGUGACGUAUCCAGAUCUGGCGGCUCUGCUACUGAAGGCGGCAGAGGAGUCCGAGAUUUUCGUCGGCCAGCAAGUGCUCAUCAACAGCAAUUUCCGACCGUCCAAAGUCCCUAAGCACUUUGUUACACUUUUGUGGGGCAACUUUUCCCGCAAAGUGUUACCGCCCCUGGCCGCCGUAGCGGCAGUUGGGGUGGCCUACGCGUACAGGAACGAACUGGCUUCUCUGUUUGCAAAGGUUUCUCGAGAGGCCUUCUCACUUAGCAAACUGGAUUACUUAUUUGGGGCUAGCGGGCAAGCCGCUGUGGGAAACAAGAAGCUCCGAUGUCGAAUCGGGCCUUCCUUGAACUCCUUGACCGUCGCCCACGUCAACGAUGAAGAGAACCCGCACUUCAUCGACUCCCCAUACUUCACUGGAUAUGUUGCCGUUCGCGUGAAGAACUUUAACGGCAUCACUCCGGAUGGUUCCGAGCCCAUUUCAGACCUGGAGUACUUCAGCAACAAGAAGCGGUUGUUUUCCGUUCAAGUUUGUGGACGAUACAAGCAUGAAUACACCGCCAACGAUGUCGUUUUCGGCUCGGCUUUCGAGCACAAAGUGACGCCCCCAACCGGCGCAUGGGUCGCCAUCAAAUUCGCGAAUCUCAUAGAUCCGGCGCUCAAAAGCGAUAUAUACGCCGACAAGCCAUGGUUGUGGAGUCCAGCUCUGUGUUCAUACAACAUCGUCAAUGUGACAAAGGCUUCCGCACCAGUGAAGGGCGCUCAUCCGGCGGUAACAGAAACGCCAGCGGGGUCUCCCACGAGUUCUCCCGUGCAGCUCAGCGUACCGGAUGUCACGAAGCCAGCGGACGCGUCCAAGGAAAUAUCCAAGCCGCGGAAGACCAUUUUGGAGACCAACACCGAAACGGAUGAUUUGCUGGGCAAAUGGGUGUGGGUUGGACCGGAGGAGUUGCAGGAGAACAAUACGCUUCUCUUUGACGGCAAGACGCCAGUGCCAGCCGACGGCAUCGCGGAGCGUCGGAAAUACUUCCAGAAAGAGUCUGUGCGGAAGGCAACGAUAUUGAAGCCCGAAAAUCUUUAUAAUGUGGAGAUGUUUGCCCCAUUCAUCGAUCUCAACACCUUCGACCUCAACCUGGGAAUCAAUAUCAACCUCCUCCAGUACCUCAACAAGCACCCACUGCGACUUAUCUCUAAGUCCAUGUCCAAAGAUAUUCCUUUCUUCAUCAUCGAAUUCGCCCUGGUGGAUGAGGACGAAAACUCGCAGGAAGAAAGCGAAGAGGAGGCAUGA
Molecule: messenger RNA, 1845 nt
Organism: Fimicolochytrium jonesii
Lineage: Eukaryota; Fungi; Chytridiomycota; Chytridiomycetes; Spizellomycetales; Powellomycetaceae
Product: NADH(P)-binding-domain-containing protein
Exons: 5
Coding region: 1-1845 (614 amino acids)
Source: RefSeq, a predicted model, not a curated record